Cicer arietinum (chickpea) is the source of this 935-nucleotide messenger RNA. RefSeq names its product ethylene-responsive transcription factor 4. Lineage: Eukaryota; Viridiplantae; Streptophyta; Magnoliopsida; Fabales; Fabaceae. Gene Ontology annotation, biological process: regulation of DNA-templated transcription. Gene Ontology annotation, molecular function: DNA-binding transcription factor activity; DNA binding. The record is from RefSeq and is a predicted model, not a curated record.
AAACUCUCCUUUGUUUCCCUCAGACAUUGUCUCAGUUUCACAAUACGCUAGUGCUCCCACUUUUCUAUCUGUUUCCCAUUAACACAAACUUUUCUUUUUUUCAACAAUGGCUCCAAGAGACAGACCCACCGCACUACCCGGGCCCAGCCCAUCAGCCCACAAAGAGAUUCGUUUUAGAGGCGUUAGGAAACGUCCGUGGGGUCGUUACGCCGCUGAGAUCCGUGACCCCGGCAAAAAAACACGAGUUUGGCUUGGUACUUUUGAUACGGCCGAGGAAGCGGCGCGUGCUUACGACGCGGCUGCACGGGAGUUUCGUGGCUCGAAAGCUAAGACAAAUUUUCCAACACCGUCGGAGAUGCUUAAUCUUAACAUUAGUAACAACAGCACACGCAGCCCAAGUCAGAGUAGCACCCUUGAAUCACCGUCACCGCCGCCGCUUGAUCUAACUCUGACACCAUUUUCCGCCACCGGCGUCGGUGCUGUUUCUUUGGCUUUUCCGGUAUCCCGUCCUGUUUUAUUUUUCGACGCGUUUGCACGCGCUGAUACUGCGCUUAGCGUUGGUCGGCGUGAGAUGUGCGCCGUGGCUGAUUUUCGACGCGCCGUUUCUCACAGUGACUCGGAUUCAUCUUCCGUCGUGGAUUAUGAGCGUGUGCCACGUCAGAGAAUCUUGGAUCUUGACCUUAACGUUCCUCCACCACCUGAAGUUGCUUGAUCUGUCUCUGUUUGAUGACCCAUAAGCAAAAAAUUGAUUUUUAUGUUUUUUUUUAAGUACCCAUUUUGAUAAACGGAAUCGCUCUCGAGAAAAAUAUUUAACAAAAGAGAGAAAGAGAACGCAAAGUGUGUUGCUGACAUGGUGCUCCGAUUUGUUAAUGAUGAGGAUGAUAACGAGCACGCUUUGUAAAUAUAACGGAAAAAGAUGUCCCUUUUGUUUUUUU